Molecule: messenger RNA, 1815 nt
Organism: Phyllostomus discolor (pale spear-nosed bat)
Lineage: Eukaryota; Metazoa; Chordata; Mammalia; Chiroptera; Phyllostomidae
Gene: HTR3C
Product: 5-hydroxytryptamine receptor 3C
Exons: 9
Coding region: 1-1371 (456 amino acids)
Biological process (GO): signal transduction; regulation of membrane potential; nervous system process
Cellular component (GO): membrane; synapse; neuron projection
Molecular function (GO): neurotransmitter receptor activity; transmembrane signaling receptor activity; extracellular ligand-gated monoatomic ion channel activity
Source: RefSeq, a predicted model, not a curated record
AUGGAAGGGGGGUGGCCCACUGGAGGCAGACUCCUGCUCUGCCUCGCUGUCAGCCUCCUGCUUCAAGGAAAAGGUGACACUUUCACCAUCAAUUGCUCAGGCUUUGACCAGCUUGGGGUGGAUCCUGCUGCCUUCCAAGCAGCGUUUGACAGAAAGACCUUUCGCCCAGUCAUCAACUAUAGCAACCCCACUCAAGUCAACAUCUCCUUCACCCUGUCUGCCAUCCUGGAAGUGGAUGCACAGCUCCAGCUUCUGACAUCCUUCCUGUGGAUUAAUUUGAUAUGGGACAAUCCUUUCAUUAGUUGGAACCCAGAAGAGUGUGUUGGCAUCCAGAAACUUACUGUAUCAGCAGAAAACCUGUGGAUCCCAGAUAUCUUCAUUUUGGAAGCCAUGGAUGUGGAUCGGGCACCUUCAGGUCUCUCCGCAUAUGUCAACAGUGAAGGUCGAAUAAGGUAUGAUAGGCCAGUGCGAGUGACCAGCAUCUGUAACCUGGACAUCUUCUACUUCCCUUUUGACCAACAGAACUGCACUUUCACCUUCACUUCCUUCCUCUACACAGUGGACAACAUGCUUCUGGGCAUGAACAAAGAAGUGUGGGAGAUAGCAGACACGUCUCGUGACAUCCUUCAGACCCAGGGAGAGUGGGAGUUCCUGGGCAUCAACAAGGCCACCCCGAGGCUGUUGGUGGGCAACAGUGUAUAUGACCGGAUCAUAUUCUAUGUGGCCAUCAGGCGCAGACCCAGACUCUAUGUCAUAAACCUUCUGGUGCCCAGUAGCUUUCUGGUUGCCAUCGACGCCCUCAGCUUCUACCUGCCAGCAGAAAGCGGGAACCGCGCCCCAUUCAAGAUAACCCUUCUGCUGGGCUACAACGUCUUCCUGCUCAUGAUGAAUGACUUACUCCCUGCCAGCGGCAGCCCCCUCAUCAGUGUCUACUUUGCUCUCUGUCUGUCCCUGAUGGUGCUCAGCCUGCUGGAGACCAUCUUCAUCACCUACAUGCUGAACCUGGCCACCACCAAGCCCCCACCCAUACCCCCGUGGCUCCAUUCCCUGCUUCUGCACUGCACCAGCCCAAUGAAAUGCUGUCCCACUGCUCCCCAGAAGGGAAACAAGGACCUGGGCCUCACCCCUGCCCACCUGCCUGGUCUGAAGGAGCCUGUGGAGUUUGUGGGGAAGGUGCCAAGUCCCCAAGAGGCAGAGUUAAACGGGUCUCCUGGGUCAGCAAGGGGCCAGCAGGAAGACAAAGCUCAACAGCAGCACUUAGUCAGCCUAUGGGUGCAGUUCAGCCACAUGAUGGACACCCUGCUGUUUCGCCUCUACCUGCUCUUCAUGGCCACCUUUGUCAUCACGGUCAUCGUGCUCUGGAACACCUAGAUGGACAUCCACAUCCACCUCUCCCUGCAAACCACAGUUUGAGUUUCUCCUUGCCUUAGAGCCAGCCAGGCUCUGGCCUCUUUCCUAAUCUUAGCCACUUAUCCCCAGUGACUAUCGUGUCCUCUUCUAUAUUCCCAAAACUUCAACGCAGCCCUUCCGAGUAGGUUUGGCACAGCCGUGUCCUUCUCAUAUACCACGGUCCUCAUUCCUGCACACUGUUAGUGUCCCUCUGCCACACCUGACUUCUGACCCCUUUAUUAACAGAGGUCCAGAUCAGUGGAGUCUCUCCUUGAUUGACUGUCCCAAUAAAUAACUUUCUAGGAAGUGGUGGCCCCUCAGUACAUUUAUGAUAGGUCCACAAACACUGAGGUGAUACUUCACCCUAAACAGGUGUAACAUGAUUUGAUUUUAAGUUUUUCAGACACUUUCAGAGUUUAAAAGAAU